AUGAUGUUGAUGCUGGCUGAAGUUCUCAAACGUAGAAUAUCAUCAAAUGAAGUAAGAGACAAAUCCCUAAAAUUAUUUGAGGAAGGUAAGACAUCAUCAAAAUCAUUGUUUGCAUUUGAAUCUGAACUAAGAAAUAAUAAAGGAAAUGCUUUCUACUGCACAUAUUAUGCUGGUGAUCGAGGAGAACUUCCUAAUCUGCAAAUAAAAGAAACCGUCAAGAACUUAGAAAUAUGGGCUAAUAAAACCGGAUUCAAUGUCUCUCCUGAGAAAUCUAUUAUCUCAAUAUUUAAAAAAAAGAAAAAAGUCAAAGAACUCGAAAUUAAAUUAAAUGGCACCUUAUGCAAGGAAAACGAGGAAGAAUUCAAUCGCUUGUUUUUACACACCGAAGUUCGCUGGCUCUCCAAAGGUGCCUGCUUCAAUAUGUUUUGGAAUCUUUUCGAUUUUGUGCUUGAGUUUCUUGAAGAGAAAGAUGUAAAGCUCAAAGAUAGGUUGCUACUAUUUAAAAGCGAUGUUGCUUAUAUGAACGAUUUAUUCGCAAAGUUUAAUAGCAUUAAUUCGCAACUGCAAAGUGACGAGCUCAAUUUAAUAACGUCAAAAUCGGUUAUUUCUGCAUUCAAAAAAAAAUUGACUUUGUGGAAGACCAAUAUUGGUCGCAAAGAGUUGAGCCAGUUCCCAGUCUUGGCUGAUCUGCACAACAACAGUGAAAUAUCUUUCGACAACAUACAAGUUUACUGUCAACACCUCAAUUCUUUACAUAUUGACUUUUCAGAACGUUUUAAGUAUAUUUUGUCGUUGGAAGUUCCUCAAUGGGUCAUGAAUUCUUUUAUAAAUAUUGAAAUAGCAGAGAUACAAAUUCAAGAAGAACUAAUCGAACUUUCAACUAAUGAAACAUUGAAAUCCAGUUUCAAGGGUAGUGAUCGGCUCACGGAAUUUUGGCUUCAAACUAACAUAAUUCAUCAUUAUCCUGAACUGUGGACUCUCGUUAAAAAAAUUUUAAUAGCCUUUCCUUCCUCACACCUUGUUGAGCGAGGAUUCAGCACUGUAACAGAUUUAAUUACAAAAAAGAGGAAUCGACUCGAUAUUGUGACAAGAGGAGAUUUACGACUUAAGUUAACAAACAUCGAACCUAAUAUCAAAAAACUUGCUAAAAACCACCAAGUUCAACCAUCUCAUUGA
This is a messenger RNA of Acyrthosiphon pisum (pea aphid), 1176 nucleotides long. RefSeq names its product SCAN domain-containing protein 3-like. Bases 1 to 1176 code for a protein of 391 amino acids. The record is from RefSeq and is a predicted model, not a curated record. The transcript has 4 exons. Lineage: Eukaryota; Metazoa; Arthropoda; Insecta; Hemiptera; Aphididae.